CGUUGGAGCAUUCUUGGCAGCGUCUCUCUCGGUGAACAGCCAGUCGACCGUCGGCCAACCAGUGUUUCCACAAUGUCUGGAAAUUUUUCUUAACGGAGUAGGAGAAAAAACAACAACACACAGGAGCAGCGUAAAGAGUAAGAGUCAAAAACCGAGCUUCCACCUCUGCACCACGUCAUCACGCCUGCUUCACCUGUGCAGCUGAAACCAGAACAAGAUCUGCAUUAGACUGAAAGUAGUCCAAGAAGAAGAGGAAAAGGACCAGUCCUGACUCAAAACGGGUCCAUCAUGGAUCAGUGAAGUCUUUCCUGCAAUGUUUUUUGGAGCUGGAGGCCGCAGCACCGUCAGUAGUGUGUGUGUGGGGCGAUGCCAGCCCCCUGCCCAUCUGGCCUCUAUCCUGCCCUGAGUUCUCCUGGGGUGCCAUGAAUAACUACAGAGACAGAGGGGUCACCUGCACCUCCUCGGACCUCCUGGAUGGGGGAGGAGGAGGAGGGUUACCCCAGCACACUCCGUUUCGUCACACCCCCAAUGGCCACUUGGUGCCUGGCCCAACAGACCCGGCCAUGCAACCACGCGUCUCCGUCCCUAAAAUGGGUGUUCGGGCGCGUAUUGCAGAGUGGCCCCCACGUCGAGCGCAGUCUCGAGAAUCGCUGCUUGAAAAUGGGCAAUAUGUCAACAAUCACCACGGAGACGAUUGCGCCACUUCAUUGUCCUCAUCAGUUUUGUCUUCAGACAUCGGGUUGGUGCGGGGUGGAAUCACCAGGUUGCCACGACGACGGUCCAAGGAUGUAGAGUUCAGAGGUGGAGGAUUUAGCAUUGAGAGAGGUUCACCUUUGAGUCUGCGUGUUUUCCCCCCUCUGAGGCAGCGCUCCAACAGCGAAGUGACGCUGAGCGAACAGGAUGAGAACGAGGUGGAGGUUCGAGGAGGAGGGGGAAUGGGAAACUUGUUCAGAGAGUAUGGCAGCACCUCUUCCAUCGACAUCCAGGGCAUUCCUGAGCAGAGCUUCUUCGACAUGCUCAGCCAGUUCCACCAGGAGAGGCCUGACCAGCGCAGCUCAGCUCCCAUACGCCUCGGGGAGCUGCUGCGUGCUCCAGAUUCACCACCGAGCGCAGCUUUGCCCUCUGCUCCCUCACCUGGUCCCACACCAGGUGGGGAAGACAGAGGGACAGGGAGGAAGGAUGGAGCUGAGCGAGUGAGGAAGAAAAGUGGAGGGACAGAGUCAUCGUUGGGCACCUCUUCUUUGUUUCGGAAGCUUCGGAGCUCCAGUAGAGGGGAGCUGGAUGGAGGGAAAGGAGAGAGUGGUGAAGACGGAGGGGGGCGGGGCUCAACAGAUGCAUCUUACAAACCGUGGGUGUGCCCUAAGAGUUUUGUCCACUUCGAUGCUCAGAGCAUCCUGUUUGACCUCCACGAGGCGGCAGUUCAGCGCGGCUACGUCACCCAGAGGAGGAACACUGCCACGGGGGCAUCAGCUGCUUCAGUGUCUCUGUCUGUGUCCAAAUCCUCGGCUCCGAGCGGGAAUGACCCCGUUUAUUCCAGCAUUGAGGAUCUGACCCUGAGCCUCGACCCUGGCUCCGCAACGCCCUCUCUGGGCAUGGACCCUCUGGACGGGCCUCCUGGAGCACACAGCUCGAGCCCGCUUCUUCUCUGCUGCCCCCACUUCCUCAACGAGACUGGGGGCCACGGGGAGCGCAACAUCAGCUUCCUCAGCUCGUCAGCAGAGCGAGGAGGGGAGGGAGGAGGAGAGGGAGCAAGGAGCUGGCUGAGGAGGAGUAAUGCCAGUGUCUCGGUGCUGGAGGUGCCUAUUGAACAGCAGGUUACGAGACUGGACAGACUGAAACUGUACAGCAUAGAGCAUGUUGACCUGGGGGCCAGGUACUACAGAGACUACUUCCAUGGGAAAGAGCACUCAAACUACUUUGGGACAGACGAUAAGCUGGGCCCUGUGGCCGUGAGCAUCCGCAGGGAGAAGCUGGAAGACACCAAAGACCUGAAAGACCAGUACCAGUACCGGCUCAUCGUCAGAACGAGCGAGUUGGUGACCCUGCGAGGCUCCAUUUUAGAGGAUGCUGUGGCGUCUACGGGACGGCACGGCACGGUGCGAGGUCUGCCGUUCAAGGAGAUCCUUGAGCAGGUCGUCCCCGAACUCAACGUCUCCUGCUUGAGACUGGCGCUCAGCACGCCCAAGGUCACAGAGCAGCUUCUCAAACAGGACGAACAGGGGUUAAGUCAGAAGCACAAGGUGGGUGUUCUGCUGUGCCGCGCAGGCCAAAGCACAGAGGAGGAGAUGUACAACAACGAGGAGGCAUCGCCUGCCUUCUCUGCCUUUCUGGAGCUGCUGGGGGAGCAGGUGCUUCUCAAAGGAUUCACCAAAUAUGCCGCACAGCUUGACACUAAGACGGACUCUACGGGCACCCACUCCCUGUACACCACCUACCAGGGCUACGAGGUCAUGUUCCACGUUUCCACCAUGCUGCCGUACAUGCCAAGCAACCCACAGCAGCUCCUGAGGAAGAGGCACAUAGGGAACGACAUUGUCACCAUAAUCUUCCAGGAGCCUGGAGCGUUGCCUUUCACCCCCCAGAAUAUUCGCUCACACUUUCAACACGUCUUUGUGAUUGUUCGUGUACACAACCCCUGCUCUGAAAACACCUGCUACAGUGUGGCUGUGACAAGAAUGAAGGAUGUGCCUCCCUUUGGCCCACCCAUCCCCAGCGGAGUCACCUUCCGCGACCCAGAAACCUUUAGAAACUUCCUUUUAGCCAAAGUUAUCAACGCAGAAAAUGCAGCGCACAAGUCGGAGAAGUUCCACACCAUGGCGACACGAACGCGGCAGGAGUACCUGCGCGACCUGGCCGAGAACUACGUCAGCAGCACACCACUCGACUCGGCCGGCAAACUAAACAACCUCAUAUCCCUCGCAUCCAAGAAACGUGAGCGCUCAAAGGCGAGAGAGGGAGCGGAGCUGGGGGCUGCGGGGGCCGUCGCCUGGAGGGUCCUGGCCCAGGACUUUAGUGGAGGUGGGACAGAGCUCCCCUGUGCUUUGGGUUUGUCAGCUGAAUAUAUCCUCCUGACAGACUGCUCCACCAAAGAGGUGGUGUUUAACUGUUUCUGUGCCGAUGUGAUUGGCUGGACACCGGAGCGGCUGGCACUGAAGAUCUUCUACGGGAGAGGAGACCACAUCGCAGUGCGGGUACCAGAAGGCUGUGCGCAGGAUGUCAGGGAAAUGGUGCAGAGGUUAAAGUCACUGACAGUGGGAUGUGAGACGGUGGACAUGACUCUGAGGAGAAACGGACUGGGACAACUGGGCUUCCAUGUUCGUCUGGACGGCACUGUGGCAGAGGUGGAGGAAUACGGCUUUGCCUGGCAGGCGGGGCUGAGGCAGGGCAGUCGAUUAGUGGAAAUCUGCAAGGUUGCCGCGGUGACGCUGACUCACGAGCAGAUGAUCGACCUGCUGAGGACGUCGGUCACGGUCAAAGUGGUCAUCAUUCCUCCGUACGAAGAGGGGGGGCCUCGCAGGGGCUGCACAGAGGAGUACGAGAUGAAGACCAUGGAGCAGAAGCCAGAACCUGAGCCUUUGGCGGCAGGCUACCGACCCUCCCCACGCCCAACAUGGCGAUGGGACAGCCCACCCAUUCCCCCAGGGCUUCACAACGCUCCCAACCCACAGCGCUGGGCCCCCAUAGGUGCCCCACCUAUUCCGCUGCCUCGCUCACACAAGGCUCUGAUGCCUGUUCCCUACAGGGAGCCCCAGCACCUCAACCCCAAGAGGCCGGUGAGCUACCCAGAGAACCACUACAGCCUGUCUCCUGCAGGAGGCGACAGAAUGCUGCCCUACAGAAACCCCUCAGCCAGCUUCUCCUCGCCCUCCUCGGGCCUGGUGGGGCUCUCCACGAUAGGGCCACCUGGAAUCACACCGGGGCCCUUUGUACGCUACAAACCUUCACCCGACAGAUAUGGAACAGGACAGCGCCCCCUGUUGCCCUAUGAGCCCCACCUUAGUGUGGACAUCACCUCCAGUGGAGAGUCUUCCUCAGGCUUCACCAGUCAAGACAGCACCAUGGAGCGCUGCAAAACAGAACCCCUCUGGCACGUCCCAGCAUCAUCGUCUCGGGGGCCAGGUGGUGGAGGGGGGCAGAGGAGACUACCCAGACAGGAUGUCCCGGGAAAAGACUCCCCAAACAGACACUCUAAGGGCGACACUCAGUACUCCAGUCACUCCAGCAGCAACACCCUGUCCAGUAACGCCUCCAGCAGCCACAGUGACGAGCGCUGGUUCGACGGAGGAGCUGGAGGAGAACGUGGGGGCGGCGGUUGCCUCGGGGAUCCAGCCGACCCUGACCCUGACCUCCUCAACAAGGGGGGGUCCAACGACAGCGGCAUUGACGCACCGACACACUACAACAACACUCGCCACGGAAACAUUUCCAACAGCCAGUCACACCACAAGACUGUGCACUGCUCCGCCACCUACAGCGGCAUCCAGGAGCUGUCCGUGGGAAGGAGCAGCGGCAACGGAGAAGCCAGGAGACGAGAGUCAUCACCCAUCAUACCAGCCGCAGCCAAUCAGAACAAAGGGUACCGGACGAGGACAUUUCCACCACCUGGUUCCAGCGCUGAUAAAAUGGAUGCUUUCAAACCCAGGGCCUACACACCUCAGGGUUACAAGACACCAACAACAGACAAAGCCCGGCCUGUCCGAGCCUCUACAGCAACACCCACUUCAGCUCAGUUAAGCUCCACCCCUCUGUCCAGCUCCGCCCCCAAGACUUUAUACGCAAAGAGCAGACAAACUGCCUGGCAGCCCGAAGACAUCAGCCCAUCACCUUCAAACACGAACACAGCGUCCAGCUCUGACAGCAGCAGCAGCAAGAAGCAGGUGGAUACGAAUUCAAAGAAUGUGUUUGGACAGCCUCGACUCCGAGCAUCACUGAGGGACCUGCGCUCUCCACGGAGAACUUACAAGAGCACCAUCGAAGACGACUUGAAGAAACUGAUCAUCAUGGACCCAGGAGAGAUGCCGCAAAGAGAUCCGUCUCCCAGACGCACCUUGCAGCGCACCUUUUCAGACGAGUCUCUGUGCAGCGGGCGUAAGGACUCCAGCUUCGCCAACUCAGAGAACCAGACCACCCCUAACGAUGUGCUUUUCACCUGUACGCUGCCCACACGCAGACACGCCGUCUCCUCCAACCACAUGCAGAGUAAGAAGGUGCCUCUGUCUGCGUCUGAGCUGUCCCUUACAGAAGUGAGGGACAAAGUUCCCCCCUUGAGGAGGCUGGAUCCCGGCCUGAUGCCCCUCCCUGACACAGCCUGUGGACUGGAGUGGUCCAGUCUGGUCAACGCUGCUAAAGUCUACGAAGCACAAAGAGCAGUUUCCCUCUUCUCUCUGAAUGAGGCGCACAUUGGAGGUCCGGACAUGAGACCGGUCGUCAGUCCUGUCCAGUUUCCCACUCCACAGACGCCAAGAACCACACCCACCUUCAGCGGUGACGAGGUGCCCAACGAUUUGUCAGGACGUCUCUACCACCUGGAGGUGAUGUUGAAACAGCUGAACACUGAUCUGGAGAGGGAGAAGCACGACAAGGUGGCGCUGCUUGCAGAGAUGGCCAACCUGAGAGAGAACAACCAGCGGCUGCAGGAGGAGAGCCACUCGGCCAGCGAGCAGCUGCGCAAGUUCAGUAUGCUGUUUACCAAUAUCAACAAGACAGGAAGCGACCACGAGGCGCACUCCAUAACGCCCGAAAGUCAGUCAAAGAGGGAUUAAUCAGCACCUGCAGAAGAAGAAGAAGAGUACAUGAUUCAGGCCAGAGAUGGGGGCGAGUGAGAGAAAUAUCCUUUUUAACGCUGCCUGCUCAGUACCCAUGAUUCCUUGCACACACAGGGGCAGCAGAGGUCACCGUGACGUCAACUCACUCAGCUUCCACUGGACCGCCUUAAACUGGAGAGAGUCAGACAAAAAAACACGUUUUUGAAUCACUCCCCAAAAAUCUCACCCGGCGUUCCUUCCCUCGGAGCGGAGACCCUCCCUCUCUUUUCUCUGAGCCCAUUUAUUUUUAUAAACUGAAGUCUUAUAUAUAAACUUGUCAUAUAUAUAAAUACACACAUGCUACUAUGCUAGAGGAGCGAGUAGGAGUGGAGACUGUUUUACAUCACCUGGAGAGGCCUAAUACUGUUCCUGCAGCGAAUCAGCCAAAAAAAAAAGAAAGAAAGAAAGAAAGAAAAAAAAAAGACUCAUUACAGACUGCAUCUCCCAGAAUGCACUAGAAGUAAUGGAAGCUCUACAGACAUGGUACUGUAGAUAGAUGCCUGUGUGGUACAAUUCUCAUGUAUCAAUAUUAUCUAUAUUGUACUGAUAUUGUAUAACAGUUGUACUAAAGAGGUGCGUGUGUUUGUAUGUGUGUGCGCGCGUGUGUUUGUGUGUGUGUGUGUGUGUGUGUGUGUGUGUGUGUGUGUGUGUGUGUGUGUAAAUGAUGGUACAGCGAAUACUCAGAAGCAUUAUCGCACAAUUGUGUUUGUGCUCAGAACUAGAUGCAUUUUAUUAUCCUUUGGUUUGUGUGUGUGUGUGUGUGUGUGUGUGUGAUAGUCUGUUUAAUGACGACUGAGUGAUGAACAAACUAGUUUACUGUAAUAUGAAACUCGUGGGCCACGUUAUUUUUCCUUUCCUCUGUUUACAUGGACGAACUUUGGCCCAAAGAUGUGAAACAAGCCAUCAGUGUGUUGAGAGAGUAAAUGUCAGAAACUCAGUGAUUAUAUGACAGUAUCAUAUCUUUAAUGUAGUUUUUAAUUUUCACUGUUUUCAGCAGUGCUGUAUCAUCUCAGAUCUAAACUUACUGAAUCAUCGUUUUAUCCCUUAACUCAUUUUCACUGUACGUCUUUAAAAAUCAUCAUUAUUCUAAUAUUGAAAGAAACAGUUUGACAUUUUGUGAAAUAGUUUAUUUACUUUCUGGUGCAGUGCUGGAAGAAAUACUCAUCCUUUAUUUAAGUUAAAGUACCAAUACCAGUUUUACCAUUACAAUUAAAGUCCUGCAUGAAAAAUCCUACUAGUAAAACUACGUAAGUAUAGGCACCAAAAUGUAGUUAAAUUAUUCAAGUACUCAUUUAGUCCCUCUGACUGAUUUUUUUUUUUUUCACUUAAAUCUGAGAGGUUGUGAGAUGAUUAAUGGGAGAGGAAAGAAGAAAAAACAAAGACACUGGUCACAAAUAUAAAUCAUACCAUUCUUCACACUUCAGACCAUGGAACCCCCAAAAGUAAUGCAGCACUGUAACACCGGCCCUCAUGAGAGCUUUGUGUCAGAGCUGAAAAAUUCAACAGCAAAUCAGAAAAAAGUGACGGCAAAAAAGAGAAAACAUUGUAAUCAAAUGUUUUACCCUUUUAUAGUUUUAUUGUAUUUUUUUAUUGAGUUUAGCCUUUCAGGUUUUAAUUAAAACUUUUUUUUAGUUUGAUUCAUGGGAUAUUUAAUCCCAUACCAUCUGUGA
Messenger RNA from Scomber japonicus (chub mackerel), 7474 nucleotides. RefSeq names its product signal-induced proliferation-associated 1 like 3 (gene sipa1l3). The record is from RefSeq and is a predicted model, not a curated record. NCBI's taxonomy places the organism in Eukaryota, Metazoa, Chordata, Actinopteri, Scombriformes, Scombridae. Gene Ontology annotation, cellular component: plasma membrane; Golgi apparatus; cytoplasm. Gene Ontology annotation, biological process: establishment of epithelial cell polarity; regulation of small GTPase mediated signal transduction; epithelial cell morphogenesis. Bases 423 to 5762 code for a protein of 1779 amino acids. The transcript has 24 exons. Gene Ontology annotation, molecular function: GTPase activator activity; protein binding.